This is a messenger RNA of Bipolaris sorokiniana ND90Pr, 527 nucleotides long. RefSeq lists its product as uncharacterized. The record is from RefSeq and is a predicted model, not a curated record. Lineage: Eukaryota; Fungi; Ascomycota; Dothideomycetes; Pleosporales; Pleosporaceae. The coding region runs from base 55 to 408 and encodes 117 amino acids. The transcript is spliced from 3 exons.
GAGACAGCCAAUCAUUCUGCUCUUGUUGUCCAAACUUUGGAAACUGUCGCAAAUAUGCCAGUCGAAUACAAGUCUGCGGCUCAGAGAUACAAGAUCACUGAUCAAGUCGACAGAUAUGUUUUCUUCGAUGAUAUAUUUAACUCUAAGGGAGAGUCCGCUCAAGACCCAUUAGCUGGAAUAUGGUUCCGUAUAGAGAAGGGCCCGCCAGUUGGUCCUGGGGUUCAUGGCUAUGAUGAGAGUGGCGUUGUAUACGAAGGCACGGUUACUCUGACUGACGAGACUGGAGUAGAGAAAAAAUUGGGCCCUGGAGACAGCUUUUUUAUUCAUCGCGGCAGCAAAGUUCUAUUCUCUUCGGAUGAUUACGGGGUGUGUUUCAAGUGUGCGGCACGCUCUAAGGGAAAAUUGUAAUCAUUGAAGUAACCGUGAUUGCGAGCGGUGACAUGUAAUUUUGGCCCCAUCUUCAAGUUUCGAACUUUCUCCUAUCAACGAAAUGUUCUACCUCUCACUAUCGUUAGUCUCGAAUGACC